AUGAACCUGCCUGUAAAGUCAAGGGAAGGAAGAAGUCACGAUGGUCUGUCGACAGGUGGGGAGCAGCUCGAACGUGCUCCACCAGAGCCGACGGAGGCGAAACAGGAAAGCCUGCUUCAUGAGGAGGCAAUGGCGAGUGGCCACACGAAGCAGGAGGCCGGGGACAAGCUUGUGCCCAAUACUGAUAGUGCCAUGAUCGAUCCCAUGAGUGAGAUUUACAGGUUCACUCCCAUGCCUCUUCCCACCACGUCGAGGAGAAAUAACUCAGAUUUAGCUCAACCUGGAGCCUAUGGGGUAGUAGGUGCCCCCAAUUUCCACCGUUUCCGUGCACCACGACGACAGGACUCGGAUGAAGCGGAAACGGCUCCACCGCCAGAAAUUGAAGGCUUGGCGGUGGCAAACUUGGUUACAGAAGAAGACCGUGACAAUUUGCCCACCGCCAGGCCACAACAGAUGGGCAGGGAAAGGGAGCAAGAAUCCAAGAAAUUCAAAACAAAAAUCUUUGUUGGAGUCAUUCUCAUUGUGGCAUGUGUUCUUAUAGUGCUGACUGUUCUAGUCCCCAACAACAAGGACGAAUCUAGCAGGGCUCCCACCAAAACUCCCAGUGCGAGCCCAUCCGAGGCACCCACAACAUUGAUGGAUUCCAUUCUAUCACUACUCCCCAUGGAGACCAUAGUCACAAUCACGGAGGAUGCAGAGUCGCCCCAGUCAGAAGCAUUGGAUUGGCUCAUGCAGGAGGGCCAUGAGUUACGACUAUCUCUUUCUUCCGAAAGGAUCCUUCAAAAGUUUGCCCUUGCUACUCUAUUCUUUGCCACUGCUGGCGAGGCUUGGAUUGAUCACACCAACUGGCUCAACCAUAGUGUCAACGAGUGUGACUGGUUCAACAAGCCGGAAUUUGCAGGGGUUUCAACUUGGCGAACGUUUCUUGGCGAGGGAUUCCUACAAGGUUUCUUCCCUGGAGAUGAACAACCAGCAAUCUGUGGGGAUGAUGGUCUUUAUCAGCAUCUUUGGUUGGACGAGAACAACCUUGCAGGAUCUCUUCCUAUGGAACUCUAUCUACUUACAAACCUGCAGACAAUGUCCCUUUCCAACAAUCGAUUGCAGGGAUCAAUCUCCAGUCACAUUGGUCAGCUUGGUAGUAUGCAAGGACUCUUUCUCAACCGAAUGGUGGAAUCUGGUCAAAUCCCAUCGGAAAUUGGUCUCUUGACCAAGCUAAAAGCACUCGUCCUUUUAAGCAAUAGUCAUGAUGGGACUCUUCCCAGUGAGCUGUGGAAGCUUUCUGAGCUCGACACUCUGCUCUUGAGUGGCAACCGCCAGCUGCAAGGCACGCUUGCAACUGAGAUUGGCAAUUUCCAUCAAAUGAGGUGGCUUGGUUUGGACGCUUGUGAUCUCCAUGGAACAAUCCCUUCGGAGAUUGGUACUGACAUUGUCCAUCAAUGGUCUCUAUGGGACAAUCCCUGCUUCUUUGGGAAGAUUGACGGACCUGUUCUUGCUAGCUUUUGA
This is a messenger RNA of Seminavis robusta, 1503 nucleotides long. The record is from the annotation of a GenBank genome assembly. NCBI's taxonomy places the organism in Eukaryota, Bacillariophyta, Bacillariophyceae, Naviculales, Naviculaceae.